AACGAACGUCGAACAAACGAUGUAUCUUCACACUUGCGUAUACAUGGUAUUUAGAACGCUCCAACGAUUCGCGUAAAAUACUUCUUUCGUAUCAGACUCGUUUUGAAGUGAAAGUGUUUUUGUCGGACUACGGUGCAAAAUCUCGUUAUCAGUGAGUGAUACCGCGACUGUUAGUCAAGACGUUGUUGUUUCUUUUUUCUACCUUCAGUGGUCCGCCGUUCUUGUCAGUAAUAACCGUUUUUUUACUAACAGCUUUGUCCAAUUAACGCGUCAGUUUGGGCACGAAACGGGAGAAAAUGUUAAGCUACCAUGUUUAUGGUAAUGUGCCCAGAAACUUUGUGCCAAGGAAUGGCGUUAAUGUGGAGGGUGCAACCCACAAACAGGUAGUCGAUCUAAUCAAAUCAGGGGGAGAUGUAUUGACUCUCACCGUAAUAUCCGUAACUCAACAGGAGGCUGAAAGACUGGAACCAACUGACGAUAGUCAGGUUUAUUACGACUACAGUGAGAAACGGUCGCUUCCAAUUAGCAUACCCGAUUACCACUACAAUGAACGGGGUGGCGAACGAUAUGUAGCGUUUAAUAUUUACAUGGCCGGCAGACAUCUCUGUUCAAGGAGAUAUAGGGAGUUUUCCAAGUUAAACACCGACCUCAAAAAGGAAUUCAUAGGUUUUACCUUCCCAAAACUACCUGGCAAGUGGCCUUUCACGUUGAGCGAGCAACAAUUAGAUGCACGGCGACGUGGUUUAGAGCAAUAUUUGGAGCGUGUGUGUGCGGUUCGCGUUAUUGCCGAAUCCGAUGUUAUGCAAGAGUUCCUCACGGAUCAAGAUGAUGAAAAUAACAGUAGUCCAGUUGAUCUAAAAGUAUUAUUACCUGAUAGAGAUGUAGUAACAGUGUCUUUGAAGAAGAGUGCAAAUGCUGAUGAAGUGUACGAUGCUGUAGUUAAAAAGAUAGCUAUGAACAAGAAAGUAUCAAAUUAUUUUUAUUUAUUCGAAAUAGUUGAAUAUAAUUUUGAAAGAAAAUUGCAACCCAAUGAAUAUCCCCACAAUUUGUAUAUACAAAAUUAUAGUACGGCAACUAGUACGUGUCUUUGCAUUAGGAAAUGGCUGUUUUCAAUAAAGAAGGAAUUGACACUAAUGAUUGAUACACAAGCAACAUCUUACAUAUUUUGGCAAGCCAUUGACGAGGUGAACAGAGGUUGCAUUCACGCCGGCGAAAGACUGUAUCAACUGAAGGCGCUUCAGGACAACACGCGGGCUGUGGAGUACCUAAAGCUGGCGAGGGAGUUGCCGGGGUAUGGAGAGGUGGUGUUUCCCCAUUGCGCAUGUGAUUCCCGCAAGGAUGGUCAUGUGGUCGUCUCGAUAGGUUCGGAGGGUAUCAAACUUCAUGCCUGUCGAGAAGAUGGUACUCUUGAAAGCCAGGUGGUGGUUCUUCAGUGGGACUGCGUUCGUCAAUGGGAAAUUGAUGAUGAAGGUAUGGCCUUCUGUCUUAAAUACAAUAGGCCUGACAAGACACCAAGAUGGCUAAAAAUAUUCACCCCUUAUUAUCUCUACUUAAUGGAUUGUUUUGAAAAGAUCGUGGAGGAGAGCAAAUGGCUGGAUACAGGGGAGUGACUAACAACAUCCUCGGCGUAGUAGGCGAAUGAAGUUCAUGUUGAAUAUGUUAAUAUAAAGAUACAUUAAUUUAUACUAUGCGUAGUAUCCCCCGUUAUAUGUGAUGUGUUUUGGUGAUUGUUUUAUUGCUUUCAAAGUUGUCAUCAAAUUUAAUUUUUGUUAAACGUCUUUUAUUGUAUUUUACUAGCACAAAAAGUGAACUUAGGUAAUGUACAUGUCCUUGUGAUAGAAUGCAAUUGAUAGUUAUAGUCGAAAUUUCUGUAUAUAAUUCAUUUAUAGUUAGUUUUAUUGAUCAUAAUUGCACUAAAGAACGUAGAUCGUUUUGCAUAAAGUAUUAUUGUUAUUGAGAUUAUAUAAUUAUGUAUAUGUUAUUUGUUAAGGAUUUUCAUUGUUUAGUUAUACAGUGGCCGGAAAAUACAAUUUUUUAUAUUUACUUAUAUAUAAUACACUUCCCUGGAAAACAUACUGCUCCUGUUUUCAUCUUUCAGAAGAAAAAUUAUAAUAUUAGUGGUAGACAACAUUGCUCAUUGCCUAGAUUAUUGUACUUUGCACAAAUGUUGUAUUUUUUCAACCACUGUAUUUACACUGCCAUUUGAAUUACUUACUAUUUUUUACUGUUACUUUCCUUAUUCUUAAGAACUUUUGUGUAAUAUAUGACUUUUUUCAUUUCAUACCUUUAUACUCUUGUAAAUUCCAUUAAGCAAGCAAUUUAUUAGAUUAAUAAAUGAUAUUUUAAUAUAAAUAACUUGUAAAUCAAAUCAGUAUGAAGUUUAGCUCAAAUUCUUUAUUUAGUGUAGGAAAUAUAACUAAUUUUUAAAGUAUCCUACAAAUUAGGAUUUAAAAAUGAAAAUAGCGUUCCUCUACUUGAAUUAUAUAAAUAUAUAUUUAUGUUAAUUAAAAUGUAUUUCAGAUUUAUUGUUAAUUAGCAAUUUAAUAUUUGGCUGUUACUCACUAAAUUAAAAAGUAUAUGAAAUA
Molecule: messenger RNA, 2585 nt
Organism: Aethina tumida (small hive beetle)
Lineage: Eukaryota; Metazoa; Arthropoda; Insecta; Coleoptera; Nitidulidae
Gene: Snx27
Product: sorting nexin-27
Exons: 9
Coding region: 297-1610 (437 amino acids)
Biological process (GO): signal transduction; intracellular protein transport
Cellular component (GO): early endosome
Molecular function (GO): protein binding; phosphatidylinositol-3-phosphate binding
Source: RefSeq, a predicted model, not a curated record